CCGGGGCGGGGGUGACACCUCUUCCCUCCUCCUCGCGUUAGUUCCGGUCGCAGAGGAGACACCGCCACAGUUGCCGCCACAUCGGGGAUUUCUGGCUCUUUUCUCUUCGCCUUAAAUUCGGGUGUCUUUUAUGAAUAAUCAAAAGCAGCAAAAGCCAACGCUAUCAGGCCAGCGUUUUAAAACUAGAAAAAGAGAUGAAAAAGAGAGGUUUGACCCUACUCAGUUUCAAGACUGUAUUAUUCAAGGCUUAACUGAAACUGGUACUGAUUUGGAAGCAGUAGCAAAGUUUCUUGAUGCUUCUGGAGCAAAACUUGAUUACCGCCGAUAUGCAGAAACACUCUUUGACAUUCUGGUGGCCGGCGGAAUGCUGGCCCCAGGUGGUACACUGGCAGAUGACAUGAUGCGUACAGAUGUCUGUGUGUUCGCAGCACAAGAAGACCUAGAGACCAUGCAAGCAUUUGCUCAGGUUUUUAACAAGUUAAUCAGGCGCUACAAAUACCUGGAGAAAGGUUUUGAAGAUGAAGUAAAAAAGCUGCUGCUGUUCUUAAAGGGUUUUUCAGAGUCGGAGAGGAACAAGCUGGCUAUGUUGACUGGUGUUCUUCUGGCUAAUGGAACACUUAAUGCAUCCAUUCUUAAUAGCCUUUAUAAUGAGAAUUUGGUUAAAGAAGGGGUUUCAGCAGCUUUUGCUGUAAAGCUCUUUAAAUCAUGGAUAAAUGAAAAAGAUAUCAAUGCAGUAGCUGCAAGUCUUCGGAAAGUCAGCAUGGAUAACAGACUGAUGGAACUUUUUCCUGCCAAUAAACAAAGCGUUGAACACUUCACUAAGUAUUUUACUGAGGCAGGCUUGAAAGAACUUUCAGAAUAUGUUCGAAAUCAGCAAACCAUAGGAGCUCGAAAGGAACUCCAGAAAGAACUUCAAGAACAGAUGUCCCGUGGUGAUCCAUUUAAGGAUAUAAUUUUGUAUGUCAAGGAGGAGAUGAAAAAAAACAACAUCCCAGAACCCGUUGUCAUUGGAAUAGUCUGGUCCAGCGUAAUGAGCACCGUGGAAUGGAACAAAAAGGAAGAGCUUGUAGCAGAGCAAGCCAUCAAGCACUUGAAGCAAUACAGCCCUCUACUUGCUGCCUUUACUACUCAAGGUCAGUCUGAGCUGACUCUGUUACUGAAGAUUCAGGAGUAUUGCUAUGACAACAUUCAUUUCAUGAAAGCCUUCCAGAAAAUCGUGGUGCUUUUUUAUAAAGCUGAAGUCCUGAGUGAAGAGCCCAUUCUGAAGUGGUAUAAAGAUGCACAUGUUGCAAAGGGGAAAAGUGUCUUCCUUGAGCAAAUGAAAAAGUUUGUAGAGUGGCUCAAAAAUGCUGAAGAAGAAUCUGAGUCUGAAGCUGAAGAAGGUGACUGAAUUUUGAAACUACACCCUCAGUAAAGCAAACAGGAGUUGUAGAUAAAAUGUCAUGUCUCAUGUGUCCUGGUUCUUACAUCUUCCUACCUCCCUAUAUCAAGCAUGAUAUAAGGGCUCUCAUGGCAAAUUUUAUUUUAACUGUUUCUAUGGUUACUGGAAAUGUUGGGUUUAGUUUCUAAAACCAUGUUUUAAGUAGCUACAGGAGCUAUAGAUUUGAAUCUAAUGUUGCAUUAGUCUUUUCAGUUAUCUUCUACCUCCUGUAUUUUCUACUGUAAUAAUGUAAUUUAAGGCCUUCCACAAUGAACAGUUCACUUUAUUCCCUGGGUUUUCUAUAUAAACAGUUUUCAAGAUAUGAUUUGGUUAAAAAUAAUUUGUUAUAAAAAUUCUGUUUGCAAAUUAAACUGUAAAAGUAUCCAAAGUCUCAAAAGGCAAUGAUUUGUGUGAUAAUUUGGUAUGCCCUGCUCAUCAAUGAGAAUCUCAUAUACAGUAAUUAAUUCAUUAACAUGAAUCUUGAGUAUUUGGACCAUUGCUUGCAUGUUGAUAUUUUCUUGCAUUUUUAACCCCUGAUGUCCUUGAGCUUGGUUGUUUGUUCUCUGGUUUUCAUUCGUUAGUAAAGCCAUUGAGAACAAGCUUAAGAGUGAGUUCUUUGGGAAAUUGUAUGUGGCAGAGGUUGUGGGAAGAAGAAAGUUGAGCUUUUUCCCAUUGAGAAACUUCUGCAUUCAGUUUGUAUCUUUCCAGGCAAAACAGGUGGAUAUUCUUUUCAUUACAACCAUUUUCAAAUGUACCUUAGAAAAAUCUUGUCAUUUAAAGUAUUUUACACUUGUCAUGCACUUCGAUUGAAAGGAAAGGAUUCAAAAGAGUGUGAGUUAGGGGUGCCUAGCUGGCUCAGUUGGUAGAGCAUUUGACUCUUGAUUUCGGGGUCAUGAGUUCAAGCCCCACAUUGGGUGUAGAGAUUACUUUUUAAAAAAAUAAAUAAAAAUAGUGCGAGUAAAGGAAAUGACUAUACUAACCCCAGUAAGUUGUUAAAUAUUAAGUGGUCAGCAUGUUCUAAUUGAGACUCUAAAUGUAACUCAUUUCCUCUUGGCUUAGAGUAUUUGUUGUAAAGAAUGAAGUGCAAUGGUAAUAUAUUUCCACUUGAUCAUACUGGAUCAGCUUCAUUCCCUUAACAUACUCACAGCUCAAGCACCUGGCUAUUAACAUACCUGAGUUGCCAUCUUUUUAAAUUGCCAUGAGCCAAAUAUCUCUUCUAUACAAUUGAUCCAUUUAUUUUAAUGGCUGCCUUUUAAUUUCCAUUUUCCUUUUCUUGCUGCUACCCAUAUAUAUAUUUUAUAUAUAUAUACAUAUAUAUAUAUAUAUGUAGUCAUUAGAAAACAAAAUAUGACCACUUUGGUGGAGAGACAUCAUGUUAAAAGUGAACAUUUUGAAAGGUGUUUUUUUUUCUUGAUGAAAGAAACUAGCUUGGAAUAAUGCCACCAGAGACUGAAUGGAAAUUGCCCCUUGCAAAGGUGCCAUUCUUACGAGCCAAGAAUUUGGUGUUUGAAAGUUCAUCUUGAGGGAAUAACAUGUAAUAUAUAACCUUAUGAAGAACAUUAUAACUGAUACCAUUGUGAAUGGGGUGAAAUUGUUAAAUGAAUAAUUUUGAUAAAGUUUUCAUGCACAGGCAAAAUGUAUUCACUAGGUUUCUACAUAGUGAUCUGCUUUUACUUUGUAAUUUGUAGUCCUCAAAAGACUUUUUUUAAAAAAUAAAGUCCAUCCUUACACUUA
Messenger RNA from Odobenus rosmarus divergens (Pacific walrus), 3154 nucleotides. RefSeq names its product basic leucine zipper and W2 domains 1 (gene BZW1). The transcript is spliced from 12 exons. Gene Ontology annotation, cellular component: membrane; cytoplasm. Gene Ontology annotation, molecular function: protein binding. NCBI's taxonomy places the organism in Eukaryota, Metazoa, Chordata, Mammalia, Carnivora, Odobenidae. The coding region runs from base 131 to 1390 and encodes 419 amino acids. The record is from RefSeq and is a predicted model, not a curated record.